Molecule: messenger RNA, 2145 nt
Organism: Pipra filicauda (Wire-tailed manakin)
Lineage: Eukaryota; Metazoa; Chordata; Aves; Passeriformes; Pipridae
Product: tyrosine-protein phosphatase non-receptor type 11-like
Exons: 16
Coding region: 65-1852 (595 amino acids)
Biological process (GO): protein dephosphorylation
Molecular function (GO): protein tyrosine phosphatase activity
Source: RefSeq, a predicted model, not a curated record
CCGGGGCGCGGCGGUGCGGGCAGUCGGUGCGGGAGCGGGGCCGGGAGCGGAGCUCCGCGGAGCCAUGACCUCCCGCAGGUGGUUUCAUCCCAACAUCAGUGGGAUUGAGGCCGAGAAGCUCCUCCUGACCAGGGGUGUCCAUGGCAGCUUCCUGGCUCGCCCCAGCAAGAGCAACCCCGGGGACUUCACUCUCUCUGUCAGGAGGAACGACGAGGUGACCCACAUCAAGAUCCAGAACACGGGGGAUUACUAUGACCUGUAUGGGGGUGAGAAGUUUGCCACCCUGGCAGAGCUGGUGCAGUACUACACGGAGCAGCAGGGGCUGCUCAGGGAGAAGAACAGCAACGUCAUCGAGCUCAAGUACCCUCUGAACUGCCAGGACCCCACCUCGGAGAGGUGGUACCACGGGCACCUCACGGGCAAGGAGGCAGAGAAGCUGCUGACGGAGAAGGGGAAGCCGGGAAGUUUCCUGGUGAGGGAGAGCCAGAGCAAACCGGGAGACUUCGUCCUGUCGGUGCUGACCAACGAGGACAAGAUGGAGAGCGGGGACCGAAAACCACACGUGACCCACGUGAUGAUCCACUACCAGCUGGAUGGGAAGUAUGACGUGGGGGGAGGAGAGAGGUUCGACACGCUCACAGACCUGGUGGAGCACUACAAGAAGAACCCCAUGGUGGAGAAGUCUGGAGCUGUGGUUCACCUGAAGCAGCCCUUCAACGCCACGCGCAUCAACGCAGCCAACAUCGAGAACAGGGUGAAGGAGCUCAACAAAAUGGCAGAUCACAGUGAGAAGGCCAAGCAGGGGUUCUGGGAAGAGUUUGAGAUGCUGCAGCAGCAGGAGUGCAAGCUCCUGUACCCCAGGAAGGAGGGACAGCGGCCGGAGAACAAGGCCAAGAAUCGCUACAAGAACAUCCUUCCCUUUGACACCACCCGGGUGGCCCUCAGGGACGUGGAUGAGAGUGUGCCUGGCUCAGACUACAUCAAUGCCAACUACAUCAAGAGCAUCCCUGAAGAUGGAAGGAGCUCGGAGCACUGCAAGGUCUAUAUAGCCACCCAGGGCUGCCUGCAGACCACUGUGAACGACUUCUGGGCCAUGGUGUACCAGGAGAACACCCACGUCAUUGUCAUGACCACCAAGGAGGUGGAACGGGGCCGGAACAAAUGCUUCCGUUACUGGCCCGACAAGGGCAGCACCAAGGAGUUUGGGGGCAUCUGCGUGCGCCACGUGAGCGAGCGCGAGGCCCAGGGCUAUUUGCUGCGGGAGCUGGAGGUCCUGCGGCCGGACAGGGACGAGCGGCCCAGGCUGGUGAGGCACUACCAGUACUUCAGCUGGCCCGACCACGGCGUGCCCAACGAGCCAGGAGGGGUUCUCAGCUUUCUGGACCAAGUGAAUCGGGCACAGCGCAGCAUUCCGGGCACCGGGCCCAUCGUGGUGCACUGCAGUGCUGGCAUUGGACGCACGGGCACCAUCAUAGUGAUCGAUAUCCUGGUGGAUACCAUCCACAGGCAAGGCCUGGACUGCGACAUCGACAUCCCCAAGACGAUCCAGAUGGUGCGGCGGCAGCGCUCGGGGAUGGUGCAGACGGAGGCUCAGUACAAGUUCGUGUACAUGGCGGUGCAGCAGUUCAUCGAGGCCGAGCAGAAGAGGCUGGAGGAAGAACAGAGGAAUAAAAGGAAAGAACGAGACUACCUGAACAUUGGCUACCCUCCCAUGGAAAAGGGCAGAGCCAAAGGGCAGCCCCCCUCCCCACGGACCCCCUCUGGGGUGGAUGAGGAGUCAGCUUCCGUCCUCUACGAGAACCUCAACAUCAAAAGCCCAAAGGUUUCAGGGAUGAGUAAUUCAGGGCGAUAGAGGAGCUGUGUGGAGGCUCCACAGGAUUUCCAGUGUUUACGUCCACCCUCCCCAAGUUCUGCAACUGAGGACAGUUUUGUUUGCCUGUCUUGCCUUCCCCCAAGCACCUUGGAUUUGGAGAGGAGGGGAGAAGCUGCCCGAGAACCUGCACCUAAGAACACGCCUUAUCCUAACUUAUUCAUGAGAAGGAUCUCCUCCCACUCUCCCCCUGCAUCAGUAGGUUGAUAUUUAUGUGAAAGUGCCUCUGGACAUUCUUUAGGGCAUCAAGGCUCAGCUUCAGGGUUGUUUUGAUU